AUGAAUACGCCCUGCGACAGUCUACCAACCUCAACACCACUGGAGCUCCCGUGGCAACCCAUCACUGAGCUAGAGAUCCAACGAUCUCUCAAAGCCGCUAAAGGAACCACCGCACCGGGAGAUGAUAAUCUGCCGAUGCUCGUGUGGAAACAACUAUGGGUAUACCUAAAGGGCAUCAUCACCAACAUUUUCAACACAUCUAUGACUCUAGGCUACCAUCCGAAGCAAUGGCGGAACGCGAAGAUCGUGGUACUGAGGAAGCCCGGAAAGCUAGAUUAUUCAGUCCCCGGGGCCUACCGCCCGAUCUCACUCCUCAACACGCUAGGCAAGCUUCUCGAGGCAGUAGCAGCCCGUCGACUUUCAUAUCUCACAGAAAACAUGGCCUCCUACCAGACACCCAAUUCGGUGGGCGCCCGGGAAGAACUACUGAACAAGCUUUGCUGGUACUCUUGA
This is a messenger RNA of Penicillium arizonense, 453 nucleotides long. RefSeq lists its product as uncharacterized. The record is from RefSeq and is a predicted model, not a curated record. NCBI's taxonomy places the organism in Eukaryota, Fungi, Ascomycota, Eurotiomycetes, Eurotiales, Aspergillaceae. The coding region runs from base 1 to 453 and encodes 150 amino acids. The transcript has a single exon.